Messenger RNA from Linum trigynum, 2955 nucleotides. NCBI's taxonomy places the organism in Eukaryota, Viridiplantae, Streptophyta, Magnoliopsida, Malpighiales, Linaceae. The record is from the annotation of a GenBank genome assembly.
GUUUACUUGCAAAAAUGUUGUUUUCCAUUGGCAGAGGAGAUGUAGAUUAUAGUUUCGCUAAACUGCAAGUUUGCCGAGUCGUAGGAAAAAAAAAGAUUUUUUCUACUCAUUUUGGAGUCGUUGGGUUGGUCCAAAAGAGGGGAAGGAAAAGAAGAAACAGAAAAUUAUCCGAGAAUUUUUCUGGCCUUCAUUGUUCCUCCCUCUGUCCCCCACACAGUUUCGUCUGUCAAGCGAGAGCGCAGAACCACAGAUCGACGGGGGGAAUCCGGCGGCAAAACAAUCAGAGGUUGAACAUAAUGGCAAUGGCGUCGUCGUGGAAUCGUCUCAGUGCCUAUCAGAAGGCACCGUCAUCUCUCCAAGUAGUGUGCAGAAGGAAGGAACGAGAUAGAGGAGGAGAUCAAAUCCAUCCUUACAAAGUCAUCGAGAUCACUCCGCCUCCUAAGAACCUCGGCGUCCGCUGCUUCCCUCCCAACCUGCAGUGUGGGGAGAGUGUGACGAUUGAAGGGCAAACAUACACGAUAUCGUCGGUCACUCAUCGGUACCAGCUCCGGAAGGGGAAGUACGAACCCAGCGAGAAGAGGCUUGAUGUUCUGUCCACGGGGAGAUACAUCCUGAACUUGUAUCUCGAAAAUUUGCUUGAACAAUCUUGACCCGCCGGCCAGCCAUCCAACCUAAUCCUCUUUGACCAGCAUUAUGUGUAGCCCUAGAACCGAGUUUCUCCCCUGAACGUUUUGAUCUCUUAUUUAUCUUAGUGCUGCACAAAGCUCUUGAGGAACUUGUUUAAAGAUUGAACUCUCCCUCAGCAUUGCAAAUCUGCUAGCUUCAUUUGUAUCCAGCAGCAGCUGAGUACCCGGUAGCAGUAUCUCGGCUAUCAGGUCCAUCUUUUGUAAUCCAUAAGACUGUAAAGACUACCAAAUCUAUCAUCAGGAUAAUUACGUAGCCGGAUAUCUAUGUAAAUUAGGCCAAUAUCAUGCUCCUGAAGCGUACAUUUUCAAUCAUCUGAAGUAUCUUGUACCGCGCAUAGAAUCUUGUAACGAUAUUUCAAUGUGUUUAGGGUGCUUGCUUUCUCUUACGACUUAAACGCGCAGCUCACUCUCUUGCCCGUCUGAUGUUCUGUGUUGUAGGCAAGGAAGGAGUUAGUUAAGGGCACGUUUGGUGGUGAGAGGUCUUGGCUGGCUGGCAAUGGAUGAUGGUGGGACUGGGACACUGAGGUGAGAUACGAAUACGAUUUGCUUUGUCUGCAUGAUGAUUUGGUAUGUGUUAUUAUCUCUUCCCAGAUUUUCCCCCCUGCAAUUUGCAUGCUGUAUUAUGAAAAUGAUUUGUCUCGGACAUGCUUUUUUGAGGGCCUUUUUGCAUUAGGCCGAUUGAUGCGUCGAUUCAUUUUUGUGUGUGGAGAUUGACGUUUUCGUCCCCACAGACUUUGGAAGCAUGUCUAUGGUUGUUUGUUCUUCUCUCUGAUAUCUGACCCUGACCCGGGUUAUCGUAGGGUCGCGCUCGCUCCACGUGGUCGAAUCUAAGAACGUAGACAUGGACGAAUGGCUGAGAUGGCAGGAGGAUCAGUACACGGAAUGGAAGGCACCCGUACCGUUUGAUGUGAAAAUGGCGGGAGGGACAUGAAACAACCACCAUAGAUGCUGCUGCCUAACCUCUGCCCUACACACUACGCUUGCUUUGCCCUGAGUGGGUCCAACCUUGAAGACGGACCCUUCCUUCGUUGGAUCAUGGCAGUGGCAGCAGCCCAAAUCAGGUUGAAUGAUUCCUUAUGGGGUUGGAAUCAGGUAAUGGUUUAUAGGAUGGCGCGUUUCGUGAUUUAUGGUCAUUGGAUGUUCGCGUAAAUGUGUUGUUCAACAGUUAGAUUGUAAUUGGAUUGAUGGGAGUAGCGCGAUGGUAUAUUUAGUUAUGUGCUUGUUUUAUUGGUUUUGGUUGGAUUGAGUGAUUUGACUACACGGGUUAAUACAGGUCGUGACUCAAUCAAGCUACUAACAGUUUGAUGGUUGUAGGAAAAGGUCUAGAAAGCUCGAUUAAAUUUGAAAGGAAAGAAAUAGUUGUAUUGCUGAUAUAGAAGCAUAUCAUUCAAGAGAUAAAACUUGUACUUACUAACAAGCUACAUAUGCAUACUUAUAUAUUGAAGUUACAUACGGACUAUGCAAAAUUAAGAACAGAGGCGAAAACAUAAGGAAUGAAACUUGACCAAAAGGAUGACAUAUAUUCUAUUCAAUCAGAGAUUUCAUUUUGUGGCACAAGAAUGGUGCUAACUCUAAAAUCACUUGUUUAUCAUUUUUUGUGUUCGUCUAUUAAGAUGUAAAUAAAAAAUUAAUAAUUGUUUAAAAUUUCUUGUAUUCAUUAAAAAAUAUAGUCAUUGUUAUCGAUGGUCAGUGCCCAAAUAAAAACCAGGCAAUAAAAUUUGACCGAAUUGAAAUACCAGAGUGUACGAGUCGAAGUAAAAGAAAAUGUCAUUAGGAGCAAAAGAAAAAGGUUAAUGAAAGGAGGUUAGUUUAAUUAACUUUGUUUAGGGGGGGCGCAUUGUAAUUUGCAUCAUAAGAUGCGCCGGGGAAGGAAGCGCCAGCCGGCCACGUGCUACUGCCGGGCUCUAUUCACGUGCGUCCAUGUGAUGUGAGCCCUUCCCCUUCCUCCCAAGUCCCAACGAGGUUCCAAUUUUCGUACCAUUUCCCUUUUAUGUAUUUGUUCUUACGGUAUUUUCCUUUCACAAUAUUACCAUGCAAAAUCAUCACAAUAUUAGAAGUUAAUUAUGUGUUGCAAUAAUUAAUUUAGAUGACCAAUGCUUUUCUCCGGUGCAAACUUAGUUCAGUAUUAAUCACCAAUUAAUUUGGCAGGCUUGUAGGCUGAUGGUAUGAGUACGUCGCAUUUUAUGUCUCUGCUUCUUCAAAACUAUGAUUACAACAAGUUUGUUGUUAGUAUGAACAUAACCAAACAAAAUAAAUGAUCACUCGUCGG